This is a messenger RNA of Dromaius novaehollandiae (emu), 8591 nucleotides long. RefSeq names its product Rho guanine nucleotide exchange factor 4 (gene ARHGEF4). Bases 207 to 7079 code for a protein of 2290 amino acids. The transcript is spliced from 16 exons. Gene Ontology annotation, biological process: intracellular signal transduction. The record is from RefSeq and is a predicted model, not a curated record. Gene Ontology annotation, molecular function: guanyl-nucleotide exchange factor activity; protein binding. Lineage: Eukaryota; Metazoa; Chordata; Aves; Casuariiformes; Dromaiidae.
CAUUCAAUAAGAGAAAGGCAAAGAGUCAAUGCAGUUUAAAGAAAGUUUGUUCUACCAUAGUCCUAACUUUUAGGUUUGGCUUAAAGACAAGGCUGCAUACUUUUGGAGGAUCGGGGAAUAUCAUUACUGAUAUGAAAUAAAAACUUUCCUGAGCUGUCUCUGGAAAAAUCAGGGCUUUGCGAAGAAGGGGAAAAAACAUUCAAAAAAUGGAGUUCAAUAGGUGUUUGGGUGCAUCAGCAGAAGAGGAAAAGAGAAGACCAGAGGGUGGGGAAGAUGAUACUAGUGAUGCUGGCAGUAGUGUUGUCCAUGAAGAGUUGGAUUUGGUACAAAUGUACCUUACCUGUUUGCCUGAAAGAUACAUGAAAGCAAAAUUCACCCUGGCAGCGUAUCUGACGUGCUGGCUAGUGCUGAAACUCUGCAAGAAAGCCUAUGAGAAAAGACUCUCUGCGUCUAAAAAGGUGUGCCAAAGAAGUGCUGCAAGAAGGACUGCUAGUGAAACAGAAGAUAUUACUUCUAAGAAAAGACAGCUCUACAUCCAGACCCCAGAGCCAGUUGAAAACUAUGUCAGUGAAGGAGAGUUUGAAGAUGAUCUGAGCUCUUCCAUCCCGAGCACAAUAGAGCUGGAGAUACGUGGAUCCAGCCAAGAAACAGAUGAAGAUUAUUUUGAGACCCUAUCACAUCAGAGUGAAUCUUUGUCAGAUGUUAAAACUGAGCCUUAUGAGAGUGCAUCAGACACAGAAUCUGUUGCCAGUGAUGUAACUGGGGAAACUUGCUUGGAUUCAAACUGCCUUUCUACUGAAAAAAAAGAUCUGUGCUGUAGUCUUCCUAAAGCAAAGGCAGAAACAACACUUUAUGAACUUAAGCGCUCAAGGCAACUAGAAUUUAGCCAGCAGGUGCAGUUAGAAGUGUCUUCCAAAACAAAAGUAUCACCAAGGAAAAAUGAACUUUGCAUACAAAUGGCAAAGUCAGAAGGUGAAGAAGUGGGGGAAGAAGAGCAAACAUUAACUAGUGAUAUUUCCAACACAGACAAUCAAGUGAGUCAGCGGGGCAUUGUAUCAAAGACAAGCAGAAAAUUGGUAGUAGAAGGAUUGCAAACUAAAGGAGAGUUUGAAAGCAGUAAAGUGCAAUCCUAUACCAACUCAAUACCUACUGAAGAUGCUGUUACAGAACAGAAGAAACAGCCUGCAGUGUUAAGUAUUGCUUGUUUAAAAGCAAACUCAGAAAGUUGUUUGAUUUUUCCUGAGGUGCAGAAACUUUCUUUCCAGUCAGAUGCAGCACCAAGCUGUAGUUUGCCUAAUAUUCAUUUUGAAACAAAUGGAACUUACCCUGAAAGUUACACUGAGGCAUCUGACUUCAACUGUGAACUACAUCCUAUGUCCAAUAUAAAAUGCAGCAGGGGGAACUCAGUUAACAAUGAGGAAAUCACAGGUAAAAGGAUAAAACAAGGAAGUAUAGAGGCCAUGUUGACAUCAGAUUCAUUCUUUUACCAGAGCCGCCUCAAAUCAAAAUCUCAGCCACAACUCACAAGGUCAGAGAUUGCAGAAAGUAAAACAUGGCAUAGUGUACCUGAAAAUAUAGGUGCCCAAGGCAAGAGAGAGUACGUGGGGAACUGUUAUCAUCUGACAGACAAAUUUAGAUGGUCAUGCUCCCGAAUACAUCUUCAAGGGCUGGAUUUUGAAUACACUUGGAAAAACUUAGGAAGGGUAGCUGUCAGCCCUGAAAAAGCAAUAAAAGUAGAUGACAAAUCUGACAUAAAAAGAUCCCUUCUUAAUACCAGCAUAGACAUAAAUAGGGGUCAGCUUUCUCAACUAGCAGGUUGCUGCCAAUAUGUUGAUUUUAAUUUGCACUCUAAAUCAGAGACAUGUGGCCUUAGCCCAGAAGCAGUAGGUAUGUGUGCUAGUAGCUUAUCUUCAGCACAGAUAGAUGCUUGUGAGUGUAAUCCAAAACAAAGAGAGACUUUAUCUGCCAUGGCUUGUGAGCCAGUGAUCAUAAAUGCUGAAGAACUAAUGAAAAAUGAUCAGUACAAAUCUAAGAGGGAUCUGGAAGCACACAGCUUCACUUGUGAUAUUAAUGUUGCAUCUGGCAUUGGUGACACUGAGAACCCAGUGGCCUGUCUUGUAGGUUUUCCUGAUGUUGUAGAAAACAGAGAUUGGGAUUAUUCUGUGAACUAUGUUUCCACUGGUAGAACACAGCAGAACACUUUGGAGGACAAUGGCCUUGAUUCUGAAUUGUCAGGUAUGGAAGUCAUGGUAGGGAAAAAAGGGUUAGAGGAUUCUUCUAACAUUGGCUUUGGUUGGAAAGUCCUGGAAACUACAUUGCAACCAGGUGGCAGUAACACUGGGGCAGAGCACAAAAAUUCAGUGCAGCAAAAUACGAGUUGCAAAACUGGUGCCUUAAGGAGUCACUCUGAGCCAGUAACAAAUGAACAUCCUACUUUUCAAAGAAAGGAUGAGGACAGUGUCUUUGCUCUUGAAAUGACUCCCAGAUCAGAUUAUAUACACCAGGGAAGGCAUUUAAUGAAUCUUCCAGAGUUAAAGCCUGCCUUGAUUAUAAUAUCUGUAGAGCAGAAAGGAUUACAAUCCAAAACACUGAAUGAUGACCUUUCUACUGAAACAGUAACUGGAACACUGAGAGACCUAGUGAGCAAGGAUUUGGUGUCUCCUCAUAUUGUCAGCAAAGCUCAUGAUGAUCCAGAAAGAGUUCUGAGUGAAUGCUAUAGCUGUGAAGAACAAAUUCUGUCCAUCCACCCCUUUCCUAGUAGUGCAGAGGUACUCCCUGCUUGGGAUACAGCUGAAGAAAAAUCAGAAGUUUCACAACAGCAAAUAGAAAAAACAGAUUUGGUUUCAUUCAUAACAAGUGGAAAGGUGGAAUCUAGGAGUGUUACUGUACCCUUGGGCAACAAUAUACUUGUUGCAGAAGACAGGGCAGGUAAAUAUGAUGAAGCACUCUUGAAAUCACAUAGCAGAACUGGUGUUACGACUUCUGAGGUAGAGCCCCACAGAGCAAGGAUGGAUUUUGAGUUAGAGACAGAACGGUUGAAAAAGUCAUGGGCGGCUGAAACAAAAGAUGACCGGGUGACCAUGGAAGAGGAAUUCAAAGUACAUCAAGGUAGAGAGGAAGACAUGUAUAUAACCACUGCAGUAACACUGGAAAAGGACAGCAUAAGCAAUCUGUGGCAGGGAGAUGGUGCUGAUGAUGACCUUCAAGGGCCCAACAUCACCUCCGAACAAGGAAUAGGCAAGCUAGGAACCAAAGGCUGUAAUGGUUCAAAGGAACAAACAAAUAUUUGUGAAGAUCCUUCUACUAGAGAAAGAAAAGAGGGAUGUGCUGUGGAAGACACAGCCAGCUCUAGCAAAGACAGUGCGCUGAAUCUGGAUGUGUCUGAUGUCUUUAACUAUUCUGUGAAAAGGGAGACCCAUAAUGCCUGCAGGCUAGGCCUAGAUAAUAUAAGUACCUGCAGCACUAACAGUGAGGAGAUGGAUGAGAGCUCCUACCACAUCCUGGGAAGUAACAGCAGUCUCCAUAAAGCUGUGCAAAAGCCAACAAAGAAUGGGAAUACUGGGAAAUCUCCCAGGUUUUUGGUUUUCUCAAAAAUGACAUCUUUCAGGAAAACAAAGCCUGUCACAGCAGAAAAUCAAGGAAGCAGCGGCUUCUUUGGUAGCAAGGCAAAACCAGAAGAACUGGGUGCUGGGAAAGAGGAUGAAGACACCGAAAGUUUACAGUCUUUUAAAAGUUAUUCAUCUGGUUUUGGUUUCCACAGGAAGGAAAGCUAUGCCUCUGAGUAUUCUGAUGACGAUGAUUUAUUCUGUGAGAGACCUGCAGGACUAUUGAACAGAAUGAGCCUGAGGAAGGCUUCUGGCUCUGGUCGGAUACUGAUGAAAGAGAUAGAUACAGAUUCUACUUCUCCCACACUGGCAGCUGUCAAAUAUGCAGAUGGACAAGUUUCAGCUUCAUCUGAAAACAAUGACAGUGAACCUUUGGAAUAUCCAAGAACUCGAAAAUCUUUCCCUGAAAAUGAAUACAAAAGAAACAAAAAUGCUGAGGGCAAGAAGUUCAGGACAAGGCUGGCCUUGGCACACAAAUCCCUUUCAAGCUUAUUUGAAUCCAAAUCUCCAGAAAAAGAAAACACUGAGCAAAGCUCAAGAGUAUCACUGAAAUAUGAAAAAGAGAAAGCCAAACUUCGCCAGAGCACCUGGAAAGCUUUUCUAAAAAGCAAGGAGGCAGAUGGACUAAAAAGGCCUGUCUUGGCAAGCUCAUCACCCACACAGGAGAGUCUUAACACAAGUAGGGACCAUGUGAUGAGAACAACAUCAGUAGAGAGACAGGAUAUUUCCAAUGGACAAGCACUUUUGAAAACAGGAACAGCUAAUGGCUCCUUGAUAGAUGCCAACUAUUCUGACCCCUCUGUAGAGCCUGUUGAUGUCUCUUCACCUGCAGAUAUGUGGAGGAAACGAAUACAGUCUCAUGACUUGGGCAUGAAUUACUCACAGAGUUCAGAUUGUGAUGAACAACAGGAGGCCCUGGGCAACAAUUUAAAUACUUCUCUAGAGGAAUACUGGAUGAAGUCUCCAUUUAGUCCCAGUGACUUGCAGUUGCCUUUUAGUCAGUCAAGUCCAUCAUGUCCCCAGCUCUCAACUUAUGAAGGUAAAGAUAUGCCAUGUAGGCCCAUGAGUCCUAAACCACAGAGUCCACGGUCCACUUCUCAAUGCAAGAGCUUCCGUUAUCCUGGAAGAAUAUGUGCCACUUCAAUGAUCUCUCUUGGGAACAGCACUGCAGUUGACAGCAAUUUGGAAGCUCCUGAGAGACCAAAGACACUGAAACCUAGAGGUAGUCUUUUACUUUCUGUACACUCGUUGGACAAUGAAUACCAGAAGGAUGACAGUGGGAUAAGCAGUCAGUCCCAGAUCAGCUUAAACACAGCCUUUUCCAUUAGUGACAUGCUCAGAGAUGAGGAGUCUAAACAGCAAUGUCAAACACCACCUGAAAAGAGACCAAGUGAGAAAUGGGUUCCCCAUCACAAAAGAAGGCCCCCCCAGGUUCCACCAUCCCCACACCCUCUCUCAACCCUUGAGAGCAAAGCCCGGAGGCUUUCCUUCCUUGCUCCAGAUGAAAAAGCCAAGGAGAUUCCAGAGAGGAGAAGGAAGAGACCUAAACCCCUCAAUAAGUGCUUCAGCUUCGAUGAUGUUUGGAUGGAGAGGAACCAGAAAAGGAAGCUAGAGAAGGAGACACAGCCAGAGAGAGGAAUUCAAUUGCAGCACCUCCCAGAAGACCAGUUAAAAGCUGGAAUGAGUCCAUCCAUUACUUCUGCUGUUGCCUUUGACAUUCUGCCACUUAAGCUGCAUCCAUUUUCCCAGAGCACUCCAACAGGCUUAGACUGCGUCGGCUGGAAACAGCGCAUUUCUUUUCCUGUGAUCGCUGAUGGGGCUCUGGAUAAGACGGCUCUCACAGAUGAUGUGGGAAGCGAGGAGGACCUGUACGAGGACUUCCGGAGCUCCAGCCACCGCUACGGCCACCCUGGGGGAGGCGGAGAGCAGCUCGCCAUCAAUGAGCUCAUCAGUGAUGGCAGCGUGGUGUAUGCAGAAGCCCUCUGGGACCAUGUCACGAUGGAUGACCAGGAGCUGGGAUUCAAGGCCGGUGACGUCAUUGAAGUAAUGGAUGCUACCAACAAGGAGUGGUGGUGGGGGAGGAUUCUGGACAGUGAAGGCUGGUUUCCAGCUAGCUUCGUACGGCUUCGAGUAAACCAGGAUGAACCUAUGGAAGACUAUCCUCUAAAGGUAGAGGGUGGCAAAGAGGACGAUUCCAGCAGUUGCACCCGACGCUUUGGGAUGGGGCAGACCACCAAAGAUCAAAUGAGGACCAACGUCAUCAAUGAGAUCAUAAGCACAGAGAGAGACUACAUCAAGCAUCUGAAGGACAUCUGUGAGGGUUACAUUAAGCAGUGCCGCAAAAGAGCUGACAUGUUUACAGAAGAACAACUGAAGACAAUCUUUGGGAAUAUUGAAGACAUCUACAGGUGCCAAAAGAAAUUUGUUAAAGCACUGGAGAAGAAAUUCAAUAAAGACCACCCACAUUUGAGUGAGGUUGGCUCAUGCUUCUUGGAAUAUCAAACAGAGUUUCAGAUAUACUCUGAAUACUGCAACAACCACCCCAAUGCCUGCAUGGAGUUGUCUCGACUCACCAAAGUUAACAAGUACGUCUACUUCUUUGAAGCCUGCCGCCUCCUGCAGAAGAUGAUUGACAUCUCUCUGGAUGGCUUUCUGCUAACUCCUGUGCAGAAAAUCUGCAAAUAUCCAUUGCAACUGGCUGAACUGCUCAAGUACACCAACCCCCAACACAGGGAUUUUAAAGAUGUCGAAGCUGCCUUAAAUGCCAUGAAGAACGUUGCUCGGCUCAUCAACGAGAGAAAGCGGCGGUUGGAGAACAUUGACAAAAUUGCUCAGUGGCAGAGUUCAAUAGAAGACUGGGAGGGUGAAGAUGUCCUAGUCAGAAGCUCAGAACUCAUCUAUUCUGGGGAAUUAACCAAAAUCUCCCAUCCUCAAGCCAAGAGCCAACAGAGGAUGUUCUUCCUCUUCGAUCACCAGCUUGUCUGCUGCAAGAAGGAUCUUCUGCGCCGGGACAUCUUGUAUUACAAAAGUCGGAUCAACAUGGAUGAUAUGGAAAUACUGGAUGUAGAGGAUGGGAAGGACAAGGACUUCAACAUCAGUGUGAAAAAUGCAUUUAAGCUGCACUGCCGAGACACUGAGGAAGUCCACUUAUUCUGUGCAAAAAAACCUGAGCAGAAACAGCGCUGGCUGAAGGCAUUUGAGAGUGAAAGGAGACAGGUUCAGCUUGACCAGGAGACUGGUUUUUCAAUCACAGAGGUGCAGAAAAAGCAGGCAAUGCUGAAUGCCAGCAAGCAGCACCAUACUGGGAAGCCUAAGGCUGUCACCCGGCCGUACUAUGACUUUCUGAUGCGUCAGAAGCAUCCCACCCUGCCUACCACUCUCCCGCAGCAGCAAGUCUUCAUGCUGGCAGAGCCCAAGCGCAAGCCCUCGAACUUCUGGCAGAACAUCAGCAGGCUGACCCCCUUCCGGAAAUAAGGGCAGCCCCGGUUUGUGCCUGAAUCCCUUCUGCGAAAGCACUUUAUCCGUCACUCCUGGGAGAUGGAGCCCAGAUUCUUCCACUCCUUUGUUUGCAGAGGAUGGCCCAUGUGCUCCUUCCUUCCCUAUUUAUUUUGCAGACCCGACUGAAUGCACUGGCUCUGAGGUGGGACACUGUGUGUGCGUGGGUGUGCAUGUGCACAUGUGUGCAUUUGUGCCAGUCCAAUCAAGCCAGCCUUGCACAGCGCCCGAGAGGCAAACUUCCAGGAAGAGAUCACAGGAGCCUGAAGUGUUUCAUCUGCAAAGAUUUUGCUUGUCAGUUGUAUUUUGAAUCAUUCCUUCCAGCUGUGACCAUUACUGCUGUCUGGCAGCUGCCAGAGAGGGGAUGGCAGCUGACACAGCUACCAGCUCCGUGUCCACUGACACGUUCAGAACAACGGUUCGGUGUUGCUGACAUGAUACACCUUUGGGGGUGGGGAUAGACCCUUCCGUUCUCCUACCACCCCCCGUCCCACCUUUCUCCUCAAGGACGUGAUCCUACAGUCCUAACUAAUCAGUUAGCCUUUGCUGGCACUCAGAGACAACAGUGAGUACUGCACUGUGACCCUUUUCUUUCCUUUAGUUCAACACGGAUGAACUAAAUAGUAUGUUAACGGUGCCAAUCAACCUACAGCAUGAGUAAAGUUCAAAAUCUCCCUAGUGGGAUUUGACUUAUGUAAGUUAGAGAAAAAUGUGCCUAAAUUAAUACCCUACUCAAUUCCUUAGAUCCUCUUCUGUCCAUCAUUCUGCCGUAUUUCCUGGCCAAUGAAAAUGCUCAUUGUUUGUAAUGUGUUUAUUUAUGGUAAAAAACAGAACUGUGUAUUUUGUAAGUCUGUAAUUGGUCCUGUCAGAUGUUGUUAACUUGAUGCCUGUUUUGUCUGUUUUUCUUUUGUUUGAUUUUUUUUAAAACAGAAAGGUCAAUAUUUGCAAACCUAGUUCCCAGAAGUCAGGGUCUGCAGUUCAGCUCUGAAAAAACUAACGAACAGCUUGAUUGUUAUUCCAACUCCUACAGCCCCUCCAUUCAAGGGGUAUUAUUACAGGUUUUUGACACCUAUAAAACAGACUUAAGGCCAUUUAUAAAAGGCUGAAAUCUGGCAUUAAGAGCCUCACUUUAGGUACCCAGGUUUCAAAACUAUGGCCAAAAGAAUUCAUUUAAACCUGGGUUAGCAAAAGGAAAGAUUUGCCUUACCAUAGUGAGAGUUAGAAGCCAUACUGACUGAAUUCCCUAGCUUAGGAGACCUCCUGGGGCGCUGGAAGGAAGCAGCCCGCUCAUUCCACCACGAGGGAAGUGCGGGCGAGCACUAACCACCUGCAACGCUCAAAGAUCCCGCGUGUGUUGAUGCUGUAGCUGACCAAAGUCUGGUCGUCCAGGGAUAUCUGAAUUCAGUAGCAUGUACAAAGUCAUUCUUGCACUAUAUCUCCCCCCAAGACCAGGGGCUACAUUUAAUUUCAUAAAGAAACUUGUAAAAGUGA